Molecule: messenger RNA, 3794 nt
Organism: Chelmon rostratus (copperband butterflyfish)
Lineage: Eukaryota; Metazoa; Chordata; Actinopteri; Chaetodontiformes; Chaetodontidae
Gene: mov10a
Product: Mov10 RISC complex RNA helicase a
Exons: 22
Coding region: 298-3315 (1005 amino acids)
Molecular function (GO): RNA binding; 5'-3' RNA helicase activity
Source: RefSeq, a predicted model, not a curated record
UGCGCUCACCCGUUUCGGAUUGAGCGACGUCCAGAUUUAACGCCCGGCAGCACCGAUAUGAUUGGCUGGUGGAGAUCGUGGCAAAAUAUGGUUGGCUUAACGGAAGUAGCAAACGCCAAUAGUCAGCUGAUUUCGAGGAAAGCGGGAGGAGAGGGAGAGAGAAUGUGAAUAAGAGAAUAAGCACAAACAAAGUGAUUCAACCCAAGUGCUUCAGGAAAUCGAGGCUGUUAGUCAGCCGAUGAACUUCCUCAUCUGAGCCAGUCGGUCGUCGGGAGCAGCGGCCCGCAGCACGUCAACAUGACGCUGGCGGAGUGUCUCGAAUCCGGACUGGACUUCAUUGAAUUUCUCGGAGACAGAAUAUCCAACAUCAGCAGGAAGGAACUUCGUGACAUCUACAACUCUGAAUUCAGGGGCAGAGAAGGAAUAAAGGACCCUAACUUUUCCAGUGUUCUCUAUGCCCUUGUGAAGUUCAACAAAGCCUACGUAAAACAGGGGAUGAUCUUCGUAAAUGUCAGACCUCAGCUUCGAGUGUACUGUGACCAGUGGAGGAGGCCCCGGGCCCCUCAGCAGCCGCAGAGUCCGAGCCCUGACCCCCAGAAGACGGCUGAAACACCUGCGCCCUCGAUCCCUGCGAUCCCUGUGCUGACCCCCAAGAAGAAGCUGGCCACGGAAGUCAUGCGCAAGUUAAAGUUGAACAGGAAAAAGUUGACAGCUGACAAGGGGGGCAUUGAGAUCACGUCAGACCCAGUGGCGGACGGUGGGAAGGUUCAGUUUACUGUGGAUCGUCUGAGAGAGUUGGUCAUCGUCAGGUUCCACAUCGUGAACAAGGGCAAAAACUGCAUCCACUUCACCUACUACACUGCCCUGCACAAGAUCCGCUGUUUCACUCUGGAGGAUGAGCGGAGGGUCAGCAGAGCCUGCCCGCUGUUCCUCUGUCCCGGAGAAAGCUAUGAAGUCGUGGUUCGGUACAUGCUGAACCACUACGGAUAUUUCCCCGCCACGAUGUACUUUGAGUUUUGCCCUGACGUGCCGGGAUCUGCGCCCUUCUGCAUUGUGAGGGAGAUGGAAGCGCUGGCCAGGACGCCGCUGGCUGUGGAGCUGGGGCCCGUGUCUCCGUACAAACCAUUCCAGGUGGUCACAUACAAGCCUGUCAACACCGUGAUAGUGGAGGGGGUACCUCCAGAGAGUACCGUCGUCCAGCAUCUGAGGAUAUCAGUGCCUUUGGCACAAUACAAGUACCAUCAUUACCUAAAGGAACUGGCUAAACAAAGGAUGGAGGACUCUGAGUACCUCUCCCCAGCUGCCCGGCAGAGACUCCCAUCAGUGAAGGGUCUCCUCACCUCCUCCUUAACGAUGAAGACAUACUUUCAGCGAUUUCACCUCCUGCUGCACCUGGAAGAGAUACAGAUGGAGGUGGACAUCAGGAAGUAUGACCUCCACAACCAAACCAUGACUCAAGAGAAAAGCAACAAAAAACUGCUCACGCUCAGAGUUCCCGGUGUUGCCGAGAAUCGACCAUCUGUACUGCGAGGAGAUUGUCUGAGGGUUUCCAAGUCUGAAGACAAGGUCCAGCCGAUCACUGUCUACAUGGGAUAUGUACACAGAGUCGAGCUGGAUGCAGUCAAGCUGGGCUUCUCAAACAAGUUGUUGCAGAAUUUCAUCAGCAAUAUGAAGUUUGACGUGGAGUUCACCAUCAACCGAUACCCCCUGAGGCUGCAGCAUCGUGCGGUGGAUUUGGCGACAAAACAUCAGCUGGAAGACGUGCUGUUCCCAUCUGGUGCUGCAGCAGCUAAUCUCUCCAUGCCUAAACUCAGGAUGUUCAACCGUCAGCUGGAAAACAACCCGCAGCAACACGCGGCGGUCCAGCGCAUCGUAGCCGGAUCGUCAAAGCCCGCUCCUCAUCUUGUGUUUGGGCCCCCUGGAACGGGAAAGACAAUCACCCUGGUUGAGGCUAUGAAUCAGGUCAGCAGGGCAGAGCCGUCAGCCCACAUCCUCGCCUGUGCACCCUCCAACAGUGCAUGUGACCUUCUCUGUGAGAGACUGCUGGUACACAUGGAUCCUCAUCAGGUUUACCGUUUGUACGCCAGCAGCCGAGACCCUAGAAGUGUCUCCAAGACGCUGCUGAAAAAUUGUAACUGGGACCAGACACAAGAUGGUUUUGUGUUUCCGGAUAAAGAAACUCUAAUGAAAUACACAAUCAUCGUCACAACCAUGAUCACAGCCGGCAGACUGGUGUCUGGAGGAAUCCCAGUUGGCCAUUUUACCCACAUCUUCAUGGAUGAAGGAGGCCAGGCAGUGGAGCCAGAGUGCGUCAUUGCUAUUGCAGGUCUGCUCAGUGCAGGGGACGGUCAGCUGGUGCUGGCAGGAGAUCCCAAGCAGCUGGGGCCGAUCCUCCGAUCCCGUCUCGCGUUGGAGCACGGACUCGGACUUUCUCUGCUGGAGAGACUGAUGACAGGUAAUGCUUUGUACCAGAAAAGUAAAGACUCAGAGCAAUUCGACACCCGCUUUGUCACCAAACUGCUGCGAAACUACAGGUCUCAUGCUGCCAUUCUGAAAAUCCCCAAUGAGGAGUUCUAUGACAAUGAACUGCAGGUGUUUGCUGACCAGUGGGAUCGUGAGGCCUACUGCAACUGGGAAUACCUUCCCAAAAAGGGUUUCCCACUGAUCUUCCACGGGGUGAUGGGCAAAGACGAGAGAGAGGCCAACAGUCCGUCCUUCUUCAACGUGUCUGAGAUUGAAGUUCUGGUCGACUACCUCAUCAAGCUGAUGGAGACGCAGGGAAAAAAGGGUCUCCCCAAACUCGCUGCAAAAGACAUCGGCAUAAUCACCCCCUACAGGAAACAAGUCGAGAAAAUCCAAAAGGCCCUGAAGUCCGUCUCAGCUCAGAGGCGAUGGAGCGAUCUGACAGAGCUCAAGGUGGGGUCUGUGGAGGAGUUCCAGGGUCAGGAGAGAAAGAUCAUCAUGGUCUCUACUGUCCGCAGCAGCAUCAACUACGUCAAGAUGGACAAAGACUUCAACAUUGGAUUCCUGUCAAAUGAGAAGAGAUUCAACGUGGCCGUGACCAGAGCCAGGUCCCUGUUGAUCGUCGUCGGAAACCCUGUGAUUCUCAACAAGGACGCCACCUGGAAGAAGUUCAUCAGCUACUGCGUGGAAGAGAAGGGUUACACCGGAUUUGACUUUAACGACGUAGAAGGAGAAGACGAUAUUGUGUCAAGACUGGCAACCCUGAAAAUCAACGUGGACUCAGACUGUCCUGUAGCAGAGGAGAGUGCCCGCCAGCUGUACGAGGAGCCCGAAUGGAAAAAUGAGCAUUAAAAUCUCUGUUAGACCACCACCACUAAAGAAAGAACCAUUUGCAGUGGAAUCCUCUGAAAAUGAUCAGAUACAAGUACAUAAACAUGCCUAUAAAGCAUCAGUAAUCAUUUUUUUCCUCUUUGAGCUUAAAACACAUUAAACACUGGCAAUUUAAGGUAUAGUAUGCACGAUUUUCCUUUAAAACAAUAUUUAGACAUGAUAAAUACGUAUUUAUCUGCAGAGACUCUGCCUUCUGCCUGUAUUCUCUGAUUUUGCUGUAGUCAGGACAUUUCUGGGCUGCACCCUCUGCAACAUUGCUGCAAACAGGCAGUUCAUUUUCUGGCUAAUUUAAAAUAUGAAUCAGACUCUUCUAUUCUUCUCAGGAAUUCAUCACCGUUUGUCUUACUACUCUUUGCACUUUACAAGUUGGUCUCUUUUUAACUCCUCUGUUUCUUGCUGAUAAUAAUUGACCUCUGAAAUAAACUUUCAUUUUUGAACCA